Pararge aegeria (speckled wood butterfly) is the source of this 2225-nucleotide messenger RNA. Its product is annotated as piggyBac transposable element-derived protein 4-like. The record is from RefSeq and is a predicted model, not a curated record. The coding region runs from base 1140 to 2225 and encodes 361 amino acids. The transcript has 3 exons. NCBI's taxonomy places the organism in Eukaryota, Metazoa, Arthropoda, Insecta, Lepidoptera, Nymphalidae.
CCGAUUCAAUGCGGAUGGCUCCGCAGAGGCGCCAUGUGUAUCUUUUGUGUAUGGCGGGUGGCGCCCGAGAGGAGCCAAAAUGUUUUCCUGUAAAACUCCGCUAAAAAAGCUUUAUUCAGAGGCUAGCCCUAAAUGAAAGUUUCCUUAUUUGUCACGUAGAUUACGAUACUAGUAUUAGUUUCAAGAUAUAGCGUGAAAAAAGACAUUUCAGAUGUUGUAAACCUUUUCAAUAGAAACAAUAAUUAUGAAAGGUAACUUUUGUGCAUGGCGGGUGGCACCCCAGAGGAGCCAAUAUUUGAAACCAAAAAACUGACUAAUUUAAAUUUAUCAAUAGUACAUAUUUCAGUGUUCUAAAAAUAUUAGUGUCUUUAUUUAUCACGUAGAUCCUUUCCAGAGAAAUCGCUUUAAGGUGUAGCGUGAUUUCACACUCUUCGGGGAUGGUAAACCAUUUUAAGCGUUAUUUAAAUGUUAUUUAAUAUUAAGGGUUACAAACGAAUAGCACUAAUCAUGACAGUUAAAUAUUUAAAAAAUAUCUGUUUUCACUUUUUUUGCUUUGUGGAUAUGCUCUUUUGCAAGUUUAUGGUAAUAACUAGGUAGUUUCUCGAAGUAUGUCCAAAUUUAACCGGACUAGUAAUUGCAUUCCUUAGGUAUCAAGACAAUGUACUUAGUUUAUUUUUGGUGAGAAACAACAACAAAAACGAUUCUCAGAAAAGCACUAUCUUUUGUUGUUAUGCUAUGCAGUCAUAUCAAAGAUGUUUUAAAGAUUUUUAAGCUUUUUAUUGCCCUACUGCUUAUUGUUAAUAUGCCGUGCCGACCGACCCUUUUUAUUGAUGGGCUAGGGAAAGAUGUUAUUUAACUAAAAACAAAAGAAGUCGGUGCCAUAAAUCACUUAACAAGGUUUCUCACGCGCAAAUUACUUAACUAUCGAUGAUGUUUUUUCGUUUACUUCUGUUUUGCUAUUUAUGGUGAUCAGACGUAAGCACGUUGUGACCGUUUAAUGCUCGCUUCUGAAGUCUCUUAGUUUGCCUUUUAACAACUGUGGACUGUGUAUCUGGACUUCGAGAUUUUGCUUCAGUGACUACCCCGGCUAGUAAUUUGGACUCUGUUUUGAUUCUUGACUUUACAAGUUGCUAACCAAAAUGGCUACUCCUCCAUCCCCUGAACCUGGCCCGUCAAAUUGGGAUCUCAUAUCUAUGGAGUUAUCCGGAAUGAUGUCUCCCAGCCAUAUAAACUUAUCAGACAUGCCAUGCAUUGAUGCUAUUAUAAGUGAUGCAGAAUUGUAUGGGAUUUUGGCACAGGAUGUGGAUAACUUUCUGGAAGAUUUGGUAAAUGAAAACACAGAAGAUGAAGAAGCCGUUUGUGCUGAAGAUCAGUUAGAACAGGACGUUGAAAAUACAACUGAGGAAGCCCCUACUACCGAUUGGUUCAAUGGAAACCCCUCGAAUAUGGCCGAGAUUCCUUUUACGGGCACACCUGGUUUAUUACCGCCUCAUAACAUGAGUGGAAAAACACCGAUAGAUUUUUUCUUUUUAUUUUUCAAUAGUCGUAUCAUUGAUUUAAUUUUAAACUGUACAAACAAGUGCGGCAAUGAAUUGAAGAUUGCAGCACGCACCGCACAAGCUCGUUUUACAAAAUGGAAGGAGAUAAGUCUUGAGGAGUUCACGGUAUUUAUUGGCAUAAUUUUAUUUAUGGGUACCGUGAAAGUUAAUAGAAUGGCCGAAUAUUGGUCUCGACAUUAUUUAAUGCGCCUAAGCCCACAUUCAUUUAUGGCUAGGGACAGGUUUUAUUUAAUAUUAAGAGCAUUAAAUGUCCAAGAUGAAAUGAGGCCGGAAAGUAUUUUUAAAGUAAAGUCGUUAAUAGAUAUGUUCAACGAAACAAUGUCCACAACUUAUUACCCAUCCAAUAAUGUUGCAAUAGAUGAAUCCUUGAUUUUGUGGAAAGGACGUCUUUCUUUCCGCCAGUAUUUAAAAGGGAAAGUCCAUCGUUAUGGAAUUAAAUUAUAUAUGUUAGCUGACAUGAAUGGCCUAGUAAUAAAAAUUCAUUUAUAUGCUGGUUCUGGGGAUCAAUUGGUAGGUGGAAAAAAUCAUGUAAAAAAAGUAGUAAUGUUGUUAAUAGAAAAAUAUUUAAAUAAAGGCCAUUCACUUUAUAUUGAUAAUUAUUAUAGCAGCGUUGGUUUAGCAGAUGAGCUUUUAGAUAAAAACACGUACGUAACAGGUAUUUCAUGA